Messenger RNA from Patiria miniata (bat star), 1918 nucleotides. Its product is annotated as enkurin-like. Bases 141 to 914 code for a protein of 257 amino acids. The record is from RefSeq and is a predicted model, not a curated record. Gene Ontology annotation, cellular component: acrosomal vesicle. The transcript is spliced from 3 exons. NCBI's taxonomy places the organism in Eukaryota, Metazoa, Echinodermata, Asteroidea, Valvatida, Asterinidae. Gene Ontology annotation, molecular function: calmodulin binding.
UUACAUACAGCACUCACAUUCAACACACAGUAUCACCGGGCGCACUACCACUAGUCACUCUGCGUAAACUCUUGUCUUGGGUUGUUAAAACAUCAUAUUUUCACCGAUUAAUCUUGGAGAACUACUGCGCAGAUAUCAAGAUGGCAACUCAUGUUAUGUCCGAGAGCAUUUACAAUCUCAUCCCCCGCGAAGAGGUGAAACCUCCGAAAGAACAACGAUACCAGUCAAAGUUCCGCUCAACCGUGAAAGAGGAGAAACAGACCAACAAAUCACCAAACAAGACAAUGGGUCCAGCCAAGGUGGACCUCAAUGCACCCAAGGAUUACCUCUCUAAGCGUUCCAAGGAACCCGUCCUGCCAGAGAAAACCUCAUUUAAAUACCCAGAUGAGGACAAGCGCAAACCGAUGGUUCCCAAGAAGGAGGACAGGCCCCUGAUGGGGCUCAAGUCCAACAAGAAUUUCAUUACCACCAAUGCCGUGGAGAAUAUCAUGUCUGUGCCAAAGAAGCCAGCAGCCAACUUUGUGGACACAGCUAAAGGAUCAACACACCCUCUUGAACCAUCAGGGCUGGUGCCAAAAUAUCUGAAUAAGAAGGGCUAUGGAGAUGUACCAGACUACUUGCGCAAACGGAAUGGGGAGGUUAAGAGGGCCCAAGAGGAAUACGAUGAGUACAUCAAGGAGCACUACCGGCGGGGAGCCAUGAAGCAUCUGACGGAAGGUGAACGGCAGGCGGUCCUGAAUGGGCUUAAGAAGAACUGGGAGGAGAUCCACCAUCAAUACCAGGGGUUGUCUGUUGUAACAGAUACCGCCCCCAAGAAGGCACGCAAGGAACGAAUGGAGGCAGAAAUGAAGCAGCUAGAGAGAGACAUUGAGCUGUUGGAAAAACACAAGAUCAUCUACAUAGCCAACAACUAGAACUCUGUUUUUAUUGCUUUGACUGUUUAUUCCCUGCCAAGAUUUUUGAAAUGGUAGAAUUGGUACUUGGAAUUCGCUGAGGAAAUAGGAUUCCCUUUCACAUUCGGGAACAGCCAAAGAACUUGACAGAUUUGUGGAAGUUUGCCUUUUGUCAUGAUGUGCCCAGUUUGGCUCAGGACAGCUGUCAUGGUUGUAUGUGAAAGUUCAGUUCCAAGGCCUUUGUUGAGAAGUGGAACUGCAACUUACACUGCACCAUUUGUAUAGCAGUUACCUAUAGGCUGGGCCUGUACCCAUUUUCUUUUUCCCGAGUGUGGAAGGGUGCUAGAUUUUUAGUAUUAUGUCACGUGAUUUUCGUUAACUUGUCACUGCAAAAUAGCUGGUAAUUUUUCUUUUACAGAAUUACACUUGGUACAUGCAUUCACCGAGGGAGAAUAUCGUGAUUUUAAUAAAAUGAACUACAUUUGUACUUCCAAUAGUCGUUAUACAUGCAUCAGAUCCACCAUCAGUACCAGGUCAUGUGGUCAUAUGCGGCAUUCUGGAGAACGACAGGUUUUACUUUCACAUUUUCCAUUCACAUCUGUCAAGAAAAUGGUGCCUGUAACAAUAUAGCUUGACACAUGCACUAUAACACAUGUACAUGGGUUAUCCAUCCUAAACUUGAACAUUUUGCCAGACCGACAGUGUGACUUGAGUAUGUUUUUUUAACAAAUAUUGAGGAUUAUCUCAUACAAUUUCUUAUUUUUAAUUAUAACAACUGAUUUUCUUCCAAAUAAAACUGAUGAUGAAAAUGUACAUGUACGUGUACACUGUACAUGUAGUCCAAAAAUAUGUUCAUAAUGACUUCCUCGAGCAUUUCAUAUCCAUCCGUCCCAUUGUGUUUGUUGUAUCUGAAUUCCAUUUUAAUAGGUGCACAUUUUGUAAAUACAUUGUAAGAAUUAAAUUGAAGUUUGUAAAUAUGAAUUUUCCAUUGUUAAUAAAGUGUCUCUGUAUCAAGUACAUUCAAA